AUGCUCUCACUAACAGAACUCAGAUACCUCGCCGAUGUCCAGUCCUCGUAUCACAUACUGAAACCCUGGUGGGAAGUCUUCUGGCACUAUCUCAGCCUGAUUAUGUUGGUGGUUGCUGUGGUGACCGGAACUCUUCAGAUCACUGCAGAUAAUCUCUUGUGCUGUCUUCCUUGUCAAGUAGAACUCGAAGACAGCUGUGUGCUCUCUGAGCGCCCGAUUGAACGCAACUUCACACCUUCAACCAACCUGACGUCGCCGAAGGGUGUCCGGACCAACCUUCAUAGGCAGCAAUACCUCUACAUCAGCGCUGUGUGCUAUGAGAAUGAGCUCCACUGGUUUCCCAAAUAUUUCCCCUACCUGGUCCUCUUGCACAGCCUCAUUUUCGCUGCGUGCGGUAACUUCUGGCUCCAGUACCCCAGUACUAGUUCCAGACUUGAGCAUUUUGUCUCCAUCCUGUACACGUGCUUCGAUUCUCCCUGGACCACUCGAGCCCUUUCGGAAACUGCAGCUGAACAGAGGUUCCCUUUCACCAAGACCGACGAUUUCCUUUCUCGGUUUGGGCUAAAUAAAAACGUCAACACUAGCAAGCAUGCCUUUUUCUUUAAGCAGCCGGGUGUGGACUCGGGUAUAGCGAGCUCAGCGUCCAGUGUGCUGGGCAAAAGAGAAGGGGAGCAAGCUAAAGCCAUCUUUGAAAAAGUCAAAAGAUUCAGACUGCACGUGGAGCAGAGCGAUGUCAUCUAUAGAGUAUAUAUAAGGCAGAUAAUAAUUCAAGUAAUUGUAUUUGUCAUUAUCAUUGCUUAUGUCCCAUAUUUUUUGACCUAUAUCACCCUAGAAAUUGACUGCCCGGUUGACCUGCAGGCCUUUACGGGAUAUAAUCGCUACCACUGCGUCUAUUCCUUAGCGGAAUUAUUUCAGGUAAUCGCUUCGUUUUAUGUGAUUUUGGUUCUAAUCUACGGCCUCACCAGUUCUUACAGCCUGUGGUGGAUACUGAGGUCUUCCCUUAAGGAAUACUCCUUUGAGUCAAAAGAGAAGAGUCACUACAGUGACAUCCCAGAUGUCAAGAACGAUUUCGCUUUCAUCCUUCACCUAGCAGACCAGCACGAUCCACUCUACUCUCAGCGCUUCUCCAUAUUUCUCUCGGAAGUGAGUGAAAACAAGCUGAAUCAGAUCAACCUCAAUAAUCAAUGGACGAUGGAGAAGCUCAAGAAUAAGCUGGUGAGAAAUUCUGAGGACAAGGUGGAGCUACAUCUCUUUAUGUUUAGCGGGCUCCCAGACGGCAUCUUUGAACUGACGGAGAUAGAGGUGCUCACCCUGGAGCUGAUGCCCGAGGUCAAACUGCCAACCUCUAUCUCUCAGCUAGUGAAUCUCAAAGAGCUGAAUCUUUACUCUUCCAACCUUGUGGUUGACCGCAGAGUUCUAAACUUCUUGAAGGAGAAUUUGAAAAUAUUACGUCUGAAAUUUUCCGAAAGGUGGAAGGUGCCCCGUUGGAUAUUUCACCUAAAAAGCCUUAGGGAACUUUAUUUUUCUGGCUACAUCAUUUCUGAGACCUUGACAAGCUCUGUCCAGAGUGAGGGCUUUCAAGACCUCAAGAACCUGAAGACACUUUGCAUAAAGAGUACUCUCACUCGGAUCCCACUAGUGAUCACUGAAAUGCUUCCAGGACUGCACAGGUUGGCCAUUGAUAACGGGGGCUACAAACUUGCUGUGUUGCAUUGUCUGAAAAAGAUGAUUCAUUUGAAAAUCCUGGAACUUAACUAUUGUGAUCUUGAUCGUAUUCCUCACACUCUUUUCAGCCUUGUCAAUCUGCAUGAAUUAGACUUAAAAGAAAACAAUAUCAAAGCCAUUGAAGAAGUCUGCUUCCAAUAUUUCCAGAGAAUUUUGUCCUUAAAGUUGUGGCACAACUACAUUGUCAGCAUUCCCACCCAGAUUGGCAGCCUCUCCAACCUAGAGCAGCUCUACCUGGACCACAACAAGAUCGAGAAUCUGCCUCUGCAGCUGUUUCUCUGCACCAAACUGACGCACUUGGAUGUCAGCUAUAACAACCUGACUGUCAUUCCAGAGGAGAUCCAGUUUCUGACGAACCUGCUAUAUUUUGCAGCGACAAAGAACUUUAUUGAAACACUGCCAGAUGGAUUGUUCCGGUGCAAAAAACUGCAGACCCUACUCUUGGGGAGGAAUAGUCUGAAUACUCUGUCUCCCCUCAUAGGAGAAUUGACGAAUCUGGUGCAGUUGGAGCUCAUUGGAAACUACCUGGAUAUCCUCCCCCACGAGCUGGAAGCUUGCCCAUCCCUGAAGCGGAGCUGUGUGCUUGUGGAAGAAAACCUCCUCAACACCCUGUCUCCUGUCAUUAUAGAACGGUUGCAGGUGCUUGGAUAA
This is a messenger RNA of Gracilinanus agilis (Agile Gracile Mouse Opossum), 2376 nucleotides long. Its product is annotated as volume-regulated anion channel subunit LRRC8B-like. NCBI's taxonomy places the organism in Eukaryota, Metazoa, Chordata, Mammalia, Didelphimorphia, Didelphidae. Gene Ontology annotation, molecular function: protein binding. The record is from RefSeq and is a predicted model, not a curated record. The coding region runs from base 1 to 2376 and encodes 791 amino acids. The transcript has a single exon.